Molecule: messenger RNA, 658 nt
Organism: Tripterygium wilfordii
Lineage: Eukaryota; Viridiplantae; Streptophyta; Magnoliopsida; Celastrales; Celastraceae
Product: transcription factor SPATULA-like
Exons: 5
Coding region: 296-658 (120 amino acids)
Cellular component (GO): nucleus
Molecular function (GO): protein dimerization activity
Source: RefSeq, a predicted model, not a curated record
AGGCAUGGGAGAUAUGUAUAGCAACAAAAGCAAUACCUGUUUAUCGUCUUCAACUUCAGCACAACGUUACCGUCCACCGGACGAGCUCUCGAUCUUCCUCCGUUAAAUUCUCAGCAAUUCCUCUUGGUCGUCCUCGACUUCUUCUCUUAUUACGCAUACGCAGUCUAUUCCGGUGGAGGUUCCUGACCGUUCAUCCCGAUUACUGUAUGCUGAAGGGUUAACGGCCGUUGAUUCGUCUGAUGGAGCUAAUGUUUCUUCUAGUGGCUAUGUUUUAGGGAAUGUGAGAGUAGCGAGCAUGGCGAAUGAGCACUCGUCUUCUUUCGGGGCGAGUGAGAACGAGACCGAUGAGUAUGAUUGUGAAAGUGAGGAAGGUCUAGAUGCUUUAGCAGAGGAGCUGCAGGCAAAGCCCGCUCCUCCGCGUAGUUCAUCCAAAAGAAGCAGAGCUGCAGAAUUUCACAAUUUGUCUGAGAAGAGGAGAAGGAGCAGGAUUAAUGAAAAGAUGAAAGCACUGCAAAAUCUCAUACCAAAUUCUAACAAGACAGGUAAAGCUUCGAUGCUUGAUGAAGCUAUAGAGUACCUCAAAGGAAGACAUGAGUGUAAGAUGGGUAUUCCGCUUGUUUCACAGGCUUUUCAGUUUUUUCUGGCUCAUGUUCGAUGA